CUUUUAGUACUGCUACUCUAACAAGUCGUCUUCUUCUUCUUACUCUUGUUUUUUCGUUUUUUAUUCUCGUUUCUUUUGUUUUCGAUUUUGGAGAAUCUAUAACUAUAAAGUUUCGAUUUUUGUUGCUGGCGAAAAGAAAUCGAUUCCAAUUUCGAGUAGGUUUAAAGAAAAUGGCUCCUGGAGGUGGCGCUUUCAGAGAAGAUGUUGACUCAAUCCCAAAGGCCACAAAUUAUGACAUUGCAAUAGUCAAGGCAGAGAAAAGUAGCAGUUCAGUUAAACCUAAGAUUGGCCUUAGUGAAAAGCAUGGAAUAUCUUCAAUGAAUGGUGUGCAUGAACUUCUUCAGUGUCCUGUUUGCGGAAGUUCGAUGUACCCCCCAAUUCAUCAGUGCCCCAAUGGACACACACUUUGUGCAAACUGCAAAGUUAGGGUCCAUAACUCUUGCCCAACUUGCCGAUUUGAUCUUGGAGACAUAAGAUGUUUGGCCUUGGAAAGAGUGGCUGAAUCAUUAGAACUUCCUUGUCAGUACCAGGGUCUUGGCUGUCAUGAUAUAUUUCCAUACUAUAGUAAGCUCAAACAUGAGCAGAAUUGUCGAUUCCGUCCAUACAGUUGCCCUUAUGCUGGGUCUGAGUGCUCCAUAACUGGUGAUAUUCCAACACUGGAAGCACAUCUUAAGGAUGAGCACAAGGUUGACAUGCAUGAUGGUUGUACAUUCAACCAUCGAUAUGUCAAAUCCAAUCCACAUGAAGUUGAGAAUGCAACAUGGAUGCUUACAGUCUUCAACUGUUAUGGGAAGCAAUUUUGCUUGCACUUUGAGGCUUUCCAGAUUGGUAUGGCGCCAGUCUACAUGGCCUUCCUCCGAUUCAUGGGCGAGGAUAGUGAGGCCAGAAAGUACAGCUACGCGUUGGAAGUUGGUGCUUAUGGCCGUAAAUUAACAUGGCAAGGAGUUCCAAGGAGCAUCCGCGACAGCCACAAGAAAGUUCGCGACAGUCAAGACGGACUAAUCAUUCCAAGGGCCUUGGCGCUCUUCUUCUCCGGUGGAGAUGGGCAAGAGCUUAAGUUGAGGGUGACAGGGCGCAUUUGGAAAGAACUCUGAGCCUAUAGGUGGCCCGAUUGUACAGCUUCUUGAGACAGUGAAUAUUCUGUAUCUCGUGUGGCCAGCGCAGGAAUUAUGAAUAUCUGGUUAUUAUUUUUUGUGCACUGGCCAUUUUGUUAUUAACCUUGAGGAUCAGUGGUAAGGUCAUAGCUGAAAAGGUGCUUGAGUAAACUGAAAACUCAAGUUCUAGUGGUAAAAGAUGCAACGUUUACAAGUAUAUUCUCUAUGCAUCAAUACUCAUUCCUACUCUUCCCUAUUCUUCUCGAAAAGCCCUUUAGCUAGGUAGGAAUGUUCAACAGAAUAAUUUAUUGACUUAAAUUGAAACUAA
Molecule: messenger RNA, 1422 nt
Organism: Coffea eugenioides
Lineage: Eukaryota; Viridiplantae; Streptophyta; Magnoliopsida; Gentianales; Rubiaceae
Product: E3 ubiquitin-protein ligase SINAT2-like
Exons: 4
Coding region: 171-1094 (307 amino acids)
Biological process (GO): multicellular organism development; ubiquitin-dependent protein catabolic process
Cellular component (GO): cytoplasm
Molecular function (GO): protein binding; zinc ion binding; ubiquitin protein ligase activity
Source: RefSeq, a predicted model, not a curated record